AUGCAAGGCAUACUUGAGGAUUGGCUAAUCCAUGAAUGCUUGAACAUCGUGCUACAUCCCCUCAAGCAGGCUGCUCGUGAAGGAGUUAUGUUAUCCAAUCCUAUCAGGCACAGUCGAUACUGCUUCACACUGCUCAUAAGCUAUAUUGUUGACACUCCGGAGGUCAUGAUGCUGGCUACUGUUGGGGGAAAAACCUCCCCAGUCACUAUGGCAAUGUACAAACAGUUUGGAGACCCUUUCCGCCACAAGCCUCGCACAAAAUCAACUACACUUGCCCAGCUGCGCAUUGCCCGAGUAAGGGCUGAUCCCAAUGAUAUUGAAGCAUUCUUUUGUGAAGCUCAGAAGUUUCAUUUGAAUGGUGUAUCCGACCCUUUCUUUGCAGACUGGAUCCUUUCUGAACCAUCCCAUUUUCUCACUCCUGAAACUCUCCACCACAUUCAUCGGGAGUUUUAUGAUCACAAUGUGAAAUGGCUCGUUUGUGCAGUUGGGGACAUAGAGCUUGAUUUUCGCUUUUCUGUGUUGCAGCCCAUCACAGGGUUUCGCCAUUUUCAUGGGGGCAUUUCGAAGCUCAAACAGGUCACAGGACACGCUCAGCAUGAUAUCCAGCGCUCAAUCAUUGCAGUUAGCACAGAUGCAGCACCUAGUGCCGUGAUCACUGCCAUCCAAGCUUUGAUGGACUUUUGCUAUCUUGUGCAGUCACCUUGGAUUGACGACAAUGUUCUCAGACACAUUUCUGCAGCGCUCGAUGAAUUUCACGCCAACAAACAUGCAAUCAUAGCUGGUGGAUUUGUUGCAGUCAGCGUAAUAGAGUCAUCGAUAACUGGUUUAUCCUGA
Messenger RNA from Suillus subaureus, 834 nucleotides. RefSeq lists its product as uncharacterized. The record is from RefSeq and is a predicted model, not a curated record. Bases 1 to 834 code for a protein of 277 amino acids. The transcript has a single exon. NCBI's taxonomy places the organism in Eukaryota, Fungi, Basidiomycota, Agaricomycetes, Boletales, Suillaceae.